CAACGGAUCUAAGAAGAGGAUGAUCGACGAGGAUCGAAGUCUGUGCACAGACUGGAUCUGAGACCCAGAUAAGUCCACGUUUCCAGUGGCCGAUCGUCCUGGAUCAUCCUCCGAUUGGAUCGAACGUCAUCCGGACCUGAUAAAGAACUUACACAAGAAGCUGAAUCCCUGCACAUAAACAGGCCCCCUGACUGAGAGGUGGGAUUUGGCUUCAAACAGAGCACAGAACCACUGCUGUAAUGUGCACGACAGGACGUUUGACAAGGGGCUAAAGGACCAAAAUGAAGCUGGGAGGUUUUCCCCUCACAAAGACAAAAAAAAAAGUAACAGUCUUCCUCCUGGUGCUCUUGAUAUCUGUCAUCCUGCUCACUAACACACAGACCUUCAACUUCAGGUUACAUCAGUGGUACAAAAGAGUUGCAGUCUUCUUCACGCGAUCAACUUUUGACCUAACAACCUCAGUGUCACCAUUAGAGACGUCCACAACGCAGUCUAAAGCUGAGCUCCACAGUUGCAGUUACAAACAUCUCUCUUCAGCAAAUAUGGAAGGACGCAAACUUCUGGACUCUAUAACCUGGCCUGAAACUCUGUCUCUGCCCAAACCGUUUUCACUGAAUUUGACGACUAGUGCCUCCAAAAGCAUGUUCACUAUUGUACCUCAAAAGGAAGGCUGGUAUAUGGGUGACAAGUUGGCGGUUACAAUCCAGAUGAAGGAUUUCUAUGGAAACCCAAAGAGGAGCGGAGGGGACUUUGUUAUCGCCAAGCUCCAGAACCAGCAGCUAGGGGCAGGUGUAGUGGGACAGGUGCAGGACCACCUCAACGGGACCUUCACUGCAGUGUUUCCUCUGCUGUGGAACGGAACGGCGAAUGUAGAGGUCAUGCUGGUGCACACUAGUGAGUCCAUCACUGUCUUAAAACGCUUGACAGAGGAGGAGCCCGACAGGGUCUUCUUCGGCAGUGACUUCAAGUCUGGAUCGGUCAAACACAUGACCACAUGUAACGUGUGCCUGGAUAUGAACAAAGCUCCACUGUGUAACUAUACCGACCUCAACACUGGAGAGCAAUGGUUCUGCUACAAACCCCAAAAGCUGAGCUGUGACACUCGUAUCAGCCACUUCAAAUUAGGAUACAGCCAGAAAACCAGCAAGGACGAAGAAGCUCUCUUCCAAAAAGGAAUCAACUUGAAUGCUCCAAUUGAGGCUGCAGGAAGUGACACUAUCAUGAUUUUGCCAAAAGCAGGUGAGCCAAAUGUUGGGAGCCAAGGACCUUCCGGAUAUUAUUUCAACAACCAGUGGCAACCACUAGGUGGCCCUGCAGUACGCCAGUUCAACAAUGCCUCAGUCAUCAUUGCCUGUCUCAAGGGGAAACAGUUGUAUCUGUUUGGAGACUCCACCAUCAGACAGUACUACCUUUAUAUCACAAAAACACUACCAAACCUACAGAAGUUUGACAAGCACAGUUCACCACAGAGUGGCCCGGGCUUGGCGGUCGACUACGCCAAUGACAUUGUGGUGACUUUCCGCUGUCAUGGGCCUCCUCUUCGCUUUGCAUAUGUCCCUGUGUCCCAGCUGCGAUACGUGGCUAAUGAACUGGAUGGAGUGACCGGUGGACCCAACACUGUGGUAGUGAUAGGCGUCUGGUCUCACUUUAGCACUUUUCCCAUAGAGGUCUACUAUCAGCGCCUCAUGACGAUUCGCAAAGCAGUUCUGCGUUUACUAAACCGGGCUCCAGACACUAAAGUCAUCAUCCGAAGUGGCAACAUGAAAGACCUGAACCUGUACGAGAGUCUGACUAACAGUGACUGGUACUCCCUGAAGCUGGACAAGUUGCUUCGGGCUGUGUUCAAAGAUACUGGGGUGAUCCUGUUGGAUGCUUGGGAGAUGGGACAGGCUCAUUACCUUCCCCAUAACCUCCACCCACAACCAGAAAUCAUCAAACAAAUGAUUGACAGAGUGCUGUCCUACACAUGUCCUGAACAUGGAAAGUGAAUGUUGUAACAAAGAACAAAGAAGGAAAUGUUAUAAAAUGUACUUGAAUCUACAGUGUUAAGACAUUAAAAGUUUACUUUUA
Messenger RNA from Periophthalmus magnuspinnatus, 2070 nucleotides. RefSeq names its product NXPE family member 3-like. The transcript is spliced from 8 exons. The record is from RefSeq and is a predicted model, not a curated record. NCBI's taxonomy places the organism in Eukaryota, Metazoa, Chordata, Actinopteri, Gobiiformes, Gobiidae. Bases 282 to 1988 code for a protein of 568 amino acids.